AUGAACCUUGAAUCGGUAAAGCAGUAUCUUGAAGGAGAACGAGUUGAGAAUGAUGAUGAAGCCGGCAAGGAAAAGGAAUCAAAAAUCGCGAAUUUGCCACCCAGAUUCAUCGAGCGAUUCGUAACGAAAGGUAUCAAAGUCGAUCUCAUCGAACCUGCUCGAAUCGUCUGCUCCAUGAAAGUCCCUCCUCAUCUCCUGAACGCAGGCAAUUUCUUGCACGGCGGAGCGACGGCGACUCUGGUGGAUUUGAUUGGAUCAGCUGUAAUUUACACAACCGGAAUUUCACACACAGGAGUUUCAGUGGAGAUCAAUGUUUCAUACCUUGAUGCUGCUUUCCUUGACGAGGAGAUAGAGAUUGAAGCAAAGGCUCUGCGUGUUGGUAAAGCUGUUGCAGUUGCGAGUAUUGAAUUGAGGAAGAAGACGAACGGUAAGAUCAUAGCUCAAGGACGCCAUACUAAGUACCUUGCUCCCCGUAGUAAGCUCUGA
This is a messenger RNA of Thlaspi arvense, 486 nucleotides long. The record is from the annotation of a GenBank genome assembly. NCBI's taxonomy places the organism in Eukaryota, Viridiplantae, Streptophyta, Magnoliopsida, Brassicales, Brassicaceae.